This is a messenger RNA of Stereum hirsutum FP-91666 SS1, 984 nucleotides long. RefSeq lists its product as uncharacterized. NCBI's taxonomy places the organism in Eukaryota, Fungi, Basidiomycota, Agaricomycetes, Russulales, Stereaceae. The transcript has 10 exons. Bases 1 to 984 code for a protein of 327 amino acids. The record is from RefSeq and is a predicted model, not a curated record.
AUGUCCGCUCUCUCCCUCUCCCUCUCCCUCGCCACCGUAAUCGGCUCCGCCUCGUUUGCGGCUGCCCACCAAACUAUCUGGCACCCAAGCAUCUUCGGAUUCAACGAAAGUACCGCCCCCAACCGCCCUCAGGAUCCUCUCAUCCAACUCCCCUUCAGUCAGUGGUGGUUCCACGGCUUCCUGAGCAGUCCCCCUAAUGACGGUGACUACAUGGAUCUCCCGGCCGGCGGUACCAUUCAUUCCGAGAUCGCCUGCGACAAGGGCUACACCUCCUGGUACAACACCAGCGCCGGCGGUGACACUCGCUCCCAGGACCAGCCCGACUACCCUUGCCCAGGUCAACCGCUCUCGCAAUUCCACACUACGGGCAUAAAUGACCUUGGCGGAUGCGCACUCGCCAUCGCUUACAACUCGGACGCCAACUCUGUAAAGCCUGAAGACUUCGCUGUCUUCUCCGCCAACCAGACUUGCCCCUGGUACUUGCACACAGACUUCCAGGUUCCCGCCGCAAUGCCUGAAUGCCCCGACGGUGGCUGCACCUGCGCUUGGUUCUGGCUCCACACGCCGGAUUCUGGAGCUGAGCAAAUGUACAUGACUGGCUUCAGAUGCAAGGUCUCCGGAGCAUCGGCUACCGAGGCCAUUGGCACCCCCCAACUCGCUCGCCGCUGCGGUGCUGACCCUGCAAACGGCAUCAACGAUGCCAACCCUGGCAACUGCACCUACGGUGCCAAGCAGCCAUUCUACUGGUAUCAAGCCGAAGGAAACACAUUCUUCGAGGGUACCUACGCCCCCCCUCUCUACACAGAUCUCUACAACUUCAAGGACGGCGCCCAGAACGACAUCUUCGGUGAAUCAGCUGUGGAGACCACCGGCUGGGUUUCAGCAACCGCCAACGCGAAACGCGCCCCCGAGCCCACGCCCGCCGCAGGGCCGCGCAGGUUGCUCAGCCGUCAUGCGAAGAAGCAAGGUCACGGUGUAUUCUAA